Molecule: messenger RNA, 1220 nt
Organism: Fragaria vesca subsp. vesca
Lineage: Eukaryota; Viridiplantae; Streptophyta; Magnoliopsida; Rosales; Rosaceae
Product: quinone oxidoreductase PIG3-like
Exons: 6
Coding region: 18-917 (299 amino acids)
Molecular function (GO): oxidoreductase activity
Source: RefSeq, a predicted model, not a curated record
AUCGAUCGGGAGCGAAAAUGUCCAAGCUCGGUGGAUCUGCUGCUGCUGGGAGUUCCAAGAGAGGGAAAGGUAGUACUAGUGAUAACAAGAGAUCCGACGAGCAACCAUCGCGGACAAUGUACGCCGUGGUUACCACGACUCUAGGUGCGGCGGAUGUUCUCCAAGUACGGCUUGUGCCCAAACCGAAACCUAAAGCAAACGAAGUGCUCGUGGAAGUGGCUUAUGCUGGGGUGAAUCGACCGGACAUACACCAAAGGGAGAUCAUGUUACCACCCGAUAUUAAGAAUACAAGAAGCGAGUAUCUCGGCCCCGAAUGUUCGGGCAAAGUCAGUGAGCAUGGGGCGGGAUUGUCGGAAGAAGAUAAGAAAUCCUGGAAAAUAGGGAACACGGUGUGUGCUAUUACCAAUGGAGGUAGCUAUGCGGAGUACGUGGCUGUUCCGGUUGCAAAUUUGCUUCCGAUUCCAUCUAAUGCAACUCUAAAGCAAGCCGCAACAUUUCCUCAAGCUGCUUGUACGGUGUGGUCGGAGCUGUUUAUGAAGGAAAGGCUAUCUGAGGGCCUCAUAGAAUAUGAGUAUCCGGGUUCCCGGCUAUCUGCCGGUGAAACACUUUUGAUUCAUGGGGGUUCAAGUGGUAUUGGAACAUUUGCUAUUCAAAUGGCUAAACAUCAGGGGGUGACUGUAUAUGUCACUGCAGGUAGUAAUGAGAAACUAGAUGCUUGUGGGAAGCUUGGAGCCCAUGGUUGCAUCAAUUAUCAUAAGGAGGAGUUUGAAAAAGUGGUAAUGAAGGAAACAAAAGGCAAAGGUGUGGAUGUCAUCUUGGAUUGCCUUGGGGAAAAGUAUACACUGGAAAACUUAACUUGCUUAAGUUCUGGGGGUAGGCUCGUCACAAUUGGUCCUUGCUGUAAUACACAGGGUUAAAGCGUGUGCCCUUCGGAACAGAACUCCAGAGAGCAAAGCUGCAAUUGUGAAGGAGGUCAGGAGUCAUGUCUGGCCCGCAAUUGAGGCCGGUCAUGUGAAAGCCUAUGAUAACAAAAUCCCCGCUUUUCCCUUUAAAAGGGCAGCAGACGCUCACAAACGCAUGGAGAAGGGUGACUUUACCGGGAAGAUUUUGCUUUAUCCGGGGACAUUACCAUGAUAGAACCAAAUUAAGCUUCAAAAUUUUAUCACAAGUUAGUCAGUAUUGACAAGAAGUCUUUAAAAGAUAUUAUGAAGAAGGCAGAA